AUGGAUAGCCUCACCAAGAAGACCAUCACCACCAAGCGUGGCUUCGAGUACACGUACUACGUAUCCCCCGCCGCAUCUGGGAAGCCCACAAUCCUGCUGCACCAUGGCUUCCCUGACCAGGCCGAGGAGUGGCAGGACCUCAUCAAUAGCCACCUGAAGCCAGCCGGCUAUGGGAUCAUUGCCCCGGACCUUCUUGGGUACGCCGGGACGUCCAAGCCGACCGACCCCGCCGCGUACAAGUUUGGUGGUAUGACUGCCGACGUCGUUGAGAUAAUCGACGCGGAGAAGCUCGACAAGGUCGUUUCCCUGGGCCACGAUUGGGGCUCUCGCGCCGCCCAGAUGCUUUACAACCUCCACCCUGAACGGGUAAUUGGUCUAGUCAUGGUCAACGUGCCGUACAUGGGCGCAACCAGGGGUGCAUUUGACCUUGAUGCGGUGCUGGCGCAGACGCAGCAGGCGUUUGGCUACGGCACGUUUUGGUACUGGAAGCUGUUCAUUGCAGACGACGGCCCGAAGCUGAUGGAGGACAAUGUGGACAUACUGUUUGACAUUGCACACGACCCCGAGGCUUGGAAAGACACCUUCUGCACAGAGAACGGGAUGCGAAAGGCGCUGGAAAACAGAGGCCAAGGGUUCAACAUCAGGCCGCAUUCGUAUGCCACGGAGGAGCUCAAGAAAGCCUUCGUCGACCGUUUCAAGCGAGACGGCUUCGAGGCCCCAGCAUGCUGGUACAGGAGCCACGUUUUCGGGCACCAGAACGAGGAGGCGAAUCCCGACAACCAGGUCGUAAACGUGCCGACGCUGUUCCUCGGGUACGAGGGAGAUGCCGUCUGCAGGAAGGAGGGCAUCCUACCCGCUGUUCAGGCUGGCCUUCUGCCGCAACUGACGAAUGUCACCCUUGAAGGUGGUCACUGGGGACUGCUGGAGUUCCCGAAGGAGUUCGGCGAGAGUGUCACUCAGUGGCUCCAAAAGAUCUAUGGGUCUUAG
Molecule: messenger RNA, 987 nt
Organism: Diaporthe batatas
Lineage: Eukaryota; Fungi; Ascomycota; Sordariomycetes; Diaporthales; Diaporthaceae
Exons: 3
Coding region: 1-987 (328 amino acids)
Molecular function (GO): hydrolase activity
Source: RefSeq, a predicted model, not a curated record